AUGAACCUGUCCUCCUCCUGGAAACGUCCUUCCCGCCCUCCAAUCCAGAGUCAUUGCCGGAAUUCUUUCAGCUGGGCUCAGACUUUGAGGGCUCUCUGCAUAUCUGGAAGACUAUUUGAGGCGGUAGAGCUCUUGUGCCGGAGAAGGUCGUCGCAGGAUCACCGGACAUAUGCUCUUCUGCUGCAGGAGACCGUCAACAGGAAAGAAGCAAAGCUUGGGAAAAGGAUUCACGCCCACAUUAUCACCACUGGGUUCACCCCUAACGAGCAUCUCAGGACUAAAUUGUUGAUUUUCUAUGCCAAAAUUGGUGAGUUGCUUGUCGCACGCCACCUGUUCGAUAGGACUCCCGGGGCACAAAGAGGUAUAGUCUCGUGGAACGCAAUGAUAUCGGGCUAUGUGCGAGCGGGCCUCGAGCGAGAAGGCCUCAACCUCUAUCGUUCGAUGCGGCUGGUCGGCUUGGAGCAGGAUCAGUUCACAUUCGUGUCCGUUUUCAAUGCUUGUGCCAAGCUAGCAAUGCUGGAGCACGGAAGACGAGCACAUUGUCUGAUGAUCAAAAGAAGCGUCAAGGCUAAUGUCAUUGUGAGCACUGCCCUCAUGGAUAUGUAUCUCAAGUGCAGUAAUCCGCACGAUGGCCGCCAGGUUUUCAAGAGCUCAUUCGAGAGAAAUGUCACCAUGUGGACGGCUUUGAUAUCGGGCUAUGGGCAGCACGGGUAUGUUACGGAGGUGCUUGAGCUGUUCGACCAGAUGAUCAAAGAUGGUUUUCGGCCAAAUCAUGUGACCUUUCUUGCUGUUCUUUCAGCUUGUGCCCACGGAGGCCUGAUCGAUGAAGGAUGGAAAUAUUUUUAUUCCAUGACAAAAGAAUAUGGAAUUACGCUGAGGGGACAACACUGUUCAGCAAUAGUAGACAUGUUGGGGCGGGCUGGGAGAUUGAUUGAAGCCUACGAGUUUGCGAAGAGGUUGCCUUGUGACAGACACUCUGUGAUUUGGGGAGCUCUCGUUGGUGCCUGCAGGAAACAUGGAAAUAUGGAGUUGGUUAAGUUUGCUGCUAAGAAAUUUUUCGAACUGCAGCCUGAGAAUGCUGGCAAACUUGUAGUUUUGUCAAAUACUUUUGCAGCUUGUGAGAUGUGGAAAAGUGUGGCUGACAUUCAUGGAAUGAUAAGCUUAUUAGGGAUGAAAAAAGACCCUGCGUGGAGCUCCAUUGAACUUCGAGGGGAGGUCCAUACAUUCCUUGUUGGAGAUAAAUCUCAUGAACAAAUUGCAAUGAUAUAUGAGGUGAGCAAUGCUUUAGCUCGCAGUUUAGCACAAGGAGCUUAUGCUGCUGAUGUAGAGGUUAAUGUAUUCACAUGA
This is a messenger RNA of Ananas comosus (pineapple), 1347 nucleotides long. Its product is annotated as pentatricopeptide repeat-containing protein At4g16470-like. The record is from RefSeq and is a predicted model, not a curated record. Gene Ontology annotation, biological process: RNA modification. The transcript has a single exon. The coding region runs from base 1 to 1347 and encodes 448 amino acids. Gene Ontology annotation, molecular function: RNA binding; protein binding. NCBI's taxonomy places the organism in Eukaryota, Viridiplantae, Streptophyta, Magnoliopsida, Poales, Bromeliaceae.